Trichoderma harzianum CBS 226.95 is the source of this 2829-nucleotide messenger RNA. RefSeq lists its product as hypothetical. The coding region runs from base 1 to 2829 and encodes 942 amino acids. Gene Ontology annotation, molecular function: phosphatidylinositol kinase activity. Gene Ontology annotation, biological process: phosphatidylinositol metabolic process. NCBI's taxonomy places the organism in Eukaryota, Fungi, Ascomycota, Sordariomycetes, Hypocreales, Hypocreaceae. The record is from RefSeq and is a predicted model, not a curated record. The transcript has 3 exons.
AUGCCCUCGUUCUUGACCCAAGACAACCCGACAGUCUUUUCCAACGGCUCCGUAAUCAAGCUCAGCGACCACUUCGGUGCAAAGGACCAGGCGAAUGAGGCUUCCAUAACCGACGCCCGGUCCUACGCCGUCCAUGAGCGCUUCGACGAGAGCUCGACACUGUCCACCCGCGACUCGGACGUUUCGGACUCGCCCGUGCCCUUGAGCGACCUCGACCGGUGGAGAGACGACGCCAGCGGCAACGAGACACGUCCUACCAGCAUGAGCUCUCUCUCCAACGGCAAGAGUCUGCCUGGCGGUUACGGCGUGCAAGGCUUUGGGCAAGAUUUGGACGUGCAAGACGUUGACCAUCGCCUGUCCAAUGGCACCGCCUUUUCUCUCCCUCAUCGCUCCGUGCCACAGACCAGCAAUGGGCUCGAAUUCUCGCAUGCAGCUGCAGAUGCGGCCCGCAAGCCAGCGAGCAAUCAGAGUCACAGGGCAUCGACAAGGAGCGUCCAGGACGAUAUCUCUGCUACCUUCACCCGACCAACUCCGCCCCCCACAGACGCCGAGUCGCACAGCCCGCCUCAGCCUUGGACACCGUCUCUGACGCCUGCAUCGCCCAUGGCGUCCGACCUCGCCCUGCCGCAAAACUACAACACCAGCAUCAACCCCCAGCGCUUCUCAUCUCCCGCAACCUACCAGCCCAGCGGCUCCAACUCGGCGCCCUCACUGUCCGCUCACUUGCAGCCCCCAGGCCCCGGCAUGGGACCCAAGCAAAGACAUACGCUUGAGGUGCCCAAACCACCAUCGGGCAGAACUUCGAGAGAACUCGAUACCGCCCAGGCCAGCGGACGCUUCUCCCCCACAGUCGCCAGCCCUACCGGCCGCGCCGCUUCCUUCAGCCUGGCCCGGCGGACAACGAGAUCCAUGCAGUCCGAUGCCCCCCGGGACGAGAUUGCUCCCGACGAAGAUGCCAUGCGAUGGGCCGAAGUAUAUCGACAGAAGCGGGCCAGCAAGCGGAGACGGAAGGAGGAAGAGGACGAUGACCGUGUCUUGGUUGGCACCAAGGUUGACGAGAGCCAUGCCAACUGGGUGACGGCCUACAACAUGCUAACGGGCAUCCGUGUUUCCGUUUCGAGGACAAACGCAAAGUUGGACCGCGAAUUGACCGAUGCAGACUUUAAUGUUAAGCAAAAGUCUACAUUUGAUAUCACCGGCAACGAACUCGUUCCCUCGGCCAAGUACGACUUCAAAUUCAAAGACUAUGCUCCUUGGGUCUUCCGUCAUCUACGAAACGCCUUCCGUCUAGACCCAGCCGACUAUCUCAUGUCACUGACUGGCAAAUACAUCCUCUCGGAGCUGGGCUCCCCGGGCAAGAGCGGCAGCUUUUUCUACUUUUCUAGAGAUUACAAGUACAUCAUCAAGACCAUUCACCAUGCUGAGCAUAAAUUUCUGCGCAAGAUCCUCAGAGAAUAUUACGAGCACGUCACCAAGAAUCCCAAUACGUUGCUAUCUCAGUUUUACGGCCUCCAUCGAGUCAAGAUGCCCUACGGAAAGAAGAUUCAUUUCGUCGUCAUGAACAAUUUGUUCCCCCCACACCGAGAUGUCCACACAACGUUUGAUCUCAAGGGAUCGACUAUUGGUCGAGAUUAUAGAGAGGAAGACUUGGACAAGAACCCCCGCGCGACCCUCAAGGAUUUGAACUGGCUCCGACGAAAGCAGAACCUCGAACUGGGUAUUCAGAAGAAGAAGCUGUUCCUUGAGCAGCUACAGCGGGAUGUGGCCCUCCUCAAGCGUCUCCAUAUCAUGGACUAUUCCUUGUUGGUCGGCAUCCAUGAUCUUUCCCGUGGAAAUGAAGAAAACCUGCGUGGAAAGACUUUGCAAGUGUUCAACCCUGGCGGCGAGAAAAGCACCGACGACGAUCUCCAGGCUUCCCUUCUGCGAACACCAUCGAAGCUGGAGAAUUACCGCAAGGCAAAGGAACUGCGACAGAUGGUCCAGAAAGAACGCCCAGUGCCCAUGGGCGUGGCCAACGACCAGAUGCCCGAGGAGGUGGGCGAGGAUCGUCGUGGGCUUCUUUUCAACCAAGACGACGGUGGCUUCAGAGCAACCCACGAAGACAAUGAGCCGGCAGAAGAGAUUUACUACCUGGGUGUCAUUGAUUGUCUGACUCACUACGGAAUGAUCAAAAAGAUCGAACAUUUCUGGAAAGGUCUCUCGAAUGACAAGAGCAAAAUAUCCGCUUUGCCACCGGACCAAUACGGAGAUCGCUUCUACCACUUCAUCCAAGGUAUCACCAUGUCCGCUGAGGAGGCGAAACGAGAACGCGCACGCAGAGACCAAGAAAUGCUUGCUCAGGCACAGAAGCAAGAAAGGUCGAGGCAGAGCACGAUUCCCCCGAUGCCGAUGCACCAGCCCCCACCGCCUCCAGUCGGAAUACACUCUAAUGGGCGAACGCCUGAGGCUCAGAUACCCGAGCGAACACUCAAGACUACCGCCAUGCCCGGCGCCCGUGACUCACAACACGAGGCCGUUCUUCCCGUGGUAGAAGAAGCCGGAGAGAGCAGCCGAGACGAUACGGAACGAUGGAUCCAGGGCACCUCUUGGAGCAACAUGGCCGAGCCCAGCCGCGCGCCUCCGCCGACCCCUCCUCCUCACGACCAAACCUAUCUCAAGCCCGAUAGCUCUGAUAGUGGCUACGGCGACAACAGCAACGGCACCGUGAGCAGGGACAACUCCCUCAAGGUGGCCCGACCGACGAGCCGAGGGAGUCUGAACAAGCAUCUACCGCCGCUCCCCAAGAAGGAGAACUCGCAACAACCAGGUGGAAUUAGAAUGGUUCAGUAG